CGGUCGGACGUACCUAGACUUACUACUACUGACUAGUAGUUGUCUACCUACUCUUACUGCUGAACAUGUUCGGUCGGGGACGGCUUCAGGACCAAACUUGGCUUAUCGGUGAGAUAACUACUUCCAUGGAACAGAUCAAGUCAACUAAUCAUCUCCUGAUAAGAAAAACAUAUCCUCCAGAAAGGAUCACCAGCGGCUACUACGUAGUACUAGAGAUGGGGUCUGUUUCAAGUUUGUAGAUAGUAUGAGGGAAUGGCGGAGUGGGAAGGGGGAAAAGUAAUAGAAAAAAAAUAAAUUAAAAUCAAUGGUAUCAUAAAGGAGGUGAUGGAUUUGUAUGGCGACAUCAAGGGAAAAGACCGGAAGGAUGCACGUAUGCCUUGAUCC
Molecule: messenger RNA, 384 nt
Organism: Aspergillus neoniger CBS 115656
Lineage: Eukaryota; Fungi; Ascomycota; Eurotiomycetes; Eurotiales; Aspergillaceae
Exons: 1
Coding region: 66-239 (57 amino acids)
Source: RefSeq, a predicted model, not a curated record